CAAUUUUGUUCGCUUCGCGUCUUGUUUAGUUGUUCGCACCAAUUUGAAAAUAUUUUUACGAUAAAUUGGUUUACCUGCGCCAAUUUCUUUUUCAUGGAAUGGAUCUCUCAGAGUUUCUUCUUAUAUUUGUAUGUAUCCAAAAUUUUGGUUUGAUUGAUGCAAGCGACGGAGACCGCUCGCCGUUUUAUCAAAAGUGUUUGAAAAGCUGUACUAGUGCGAAUUGUACGAAAGAUGGCUUGUCUUUAUCAGAAAAAGCACUUAAACACCAAGAUGUAGGAAGCCGGCUGUUAAGAUGGGGCUGUAAAGAUGAGUGUCAGUAUCACUGUAUGUGGCGAACUGUGCUCGGCUUCCAAGAACGAGGAUAUGAGAUACCUAAGUUUCAUGGCAAGUGGCCAUUCGUACGAUUGUUUGGCGUUCAAGAGCCAGCCUCGGCGUUUGCGUCGCUCCUGAACCUGGCGGUGCACGUGCACAUGUACCGGGAGAUCACAUCGCAGUUCUCGGUGAAGACCACGCCGCUGGUGUUGUUCUGGCAUGGCUUUGUUGUGGUCUGCGUACACGCAUGGACGUGGUCUACGAUAUUCCACACGAGGGACACCCCGUUCACUGAGUUCAUGGACUACGCAUGCGCAUUGUCCAUGGUGAUGGCGCUGUUUGUCGCUGCUGUAGUGAGAGUAUUUCACAGAAGGAAGAAGUUGACAUUGGGCAUAUUAUUGUUGCCGCUUCUGUAUUAUAUAGAGCACGUGCGAUAUCUGUACUCCGGGAGAAUAGACUAUGAGUACAACAUGCAAGUCAAUGUGUUCUUCGGCGUGGCGGGGUCACUGAUCUGGCUGGUGUGGUCCAUAAUCCAGUACCUGGGCGGCAGAUGGUACGCGUGGCGGAUGGUGGCGUUCACGCUGCUGUCGGGCGCGGCGCUGGCGCUCGAACUGUUCGACUUCCCGCCGAAGUACCACGCGUGGGAUGCGCACGCGCUGUGGCAUCUCAGUACUGCGCCGCUGCCAGUGUUGUUUUACAGGUUUGUUAUCGAGGACCUGCGAUUCUUACAAUCGUCGCAAUUCGUUGAAAAGGAUAAUUUGAAGCUCACGUGAAUCUAGUCAUUGUAUAUUGUGCAAUAAGUGUGAUAUUUGUUUAAGAAAAAUAAAAA
This is a messenger RNA of Amyelois transitella, 1141 nucleotides long. It is a transcript of the gene PGAP3, whose product is annotated as post-GPI attachment to proteins factor 3. Gene Ontology annotation, biological process: GPI anchor biosynthetic process. The transcript is spliced from 7 exons. The record is from RefSeq and is a predicted model, not a curated record. Gene Ontology annotation, molecular function: hydrolase activity, acting on ester bonds. NCBI's taxonomy places the organism in Eukaryota, Metazoa, Arthropoda, Insecta, Lepidoptera, Pyralidae. Bases 99 to 1085 code for a protein of 328 amino acids. Gene Ontology annotation, cellular component: endoplasmic reticulum membrane.